AUGAAGGCUUCAACUAUUUUGACCUCUGCCGUUUUCGCUACCAUGGCAGCUGCAGAUUUGACACCAAAGCAGGUCGCUGAUAUUAGUGUUUUGUUUGAGGACAUUGACUCAAACACUAUGCAGUACAUUUCAUAUCUUUUGACUCACCCUAGUGUGGAAUUCCCAAGCAAUUUGAUCAAUCUUUACACUAAGAUGAUGACUUACACUGAUGAUUCAUUUACAACUCUUUUCAAGACUUUGGCAGCUUCCGAGUACAGCCAAAUCUCCUCCUUGGAAACGGCACUUCCAUGGUAUUCUACUCGUCUUUACUCAGAAAUCAAGUCGGCCGAGGCUGCCGCAAGACGGUAA
Messenger RNA from Brettanomyces bruxellensis, 348 nucleotides. RefSeq lists its product as uncharacterized. Lineage: Eukaryota; Fungi; Ascomycota; Pichiomycetes; Pichiales; Pichiaceae. The record is from RefSeq and is a predicted model, not a curated record. The transcript has a single exon. The coding region runs from base 1 to 348 and encodes 115 amino acids.